AUGAAGCGAGGGAGGGAAGAAGCGGACGAGGAGCUGAAGCGCUUUGAACAGUUUUGUCGCCAAUUCGCUUACAGUCCUGAAAAGUCUGUAAAAGUCAAAAAUCCGCCUCCCGUAGAAGAGGAAAAGACCCAGAGUGAAUUGGAAGAUGCACCUUUUGUUGCUCCCUACCCUAAUCGAUAUCGAGAGAAGUAUUCCUCUCCUUGUCCAAAUUGUUUUAAGAAUAGCCUAGUAUGCCCUCACAACCAAGAAAAGCGACUACGGCUGUUGAUUAUCGGGCAUAAUCCCUCGGAGCAUGCAUGGAAAAACGGAAAUAUGUACAGUAACCCAACGAAUCGUAUGUGGAAGAUUCUCACAGGAACAUUUUGUGAGGGGAGCGAAUAUAAAGGAGUCAUCGACCCGUCUAUGACUAUUGAUGACCAGAAUCAACUACCAUCUAGAUAUGGCAUAGGUUUUACGGAUCUAGGCACUGUCCCAGGAAAUCAGUCGGACAAGUUUACAAAGCAGGAGUUGGCUCAAUGGAAAAUUGACCUGUAUGACCGACUAACCCGGCAUUUGGGCCGUGUGUGUAAACAAGAACACAAUGAUCCCAAAUGCUCGUUACUCUGCCAUUCCCCUCGCAUCGUUCUGUUUUCCGGAAAGAAGCAAUUCGUUGAUUUGUUUGCAAAGCCUCCCAAGGUUGCAAUGGGCUUUCAGCAGGUGCUUCCUGACGACUGGCCUCUUUCGCCGCAAAUCAAGGUGUAUGUUUGUCCUAGUUCAAGUGGUCGGGUCGUAAUGAAAAAGGAAGAUAUAAUGAAGUACUAUUGUGAAGUCUUUGAAGCCUAUAAUUCGUUAUUUUUUGUUUGUUAUAAUGAAUUGAACUAUAAAUGA
This is a messenger RNA of Blastocystis hominis, 867 nucleotides long. RefSeq lists its product as hypothetical. NCBI's taxonomy places the organism in Eukaryota, Bigyra, Opalinata, Blastocystidae. Gene Ontology annotation, molecular function: mismatch base pair DNA N-glycosylase activity. The transcript has 4 exons. The coding region runs from base 1 to 867 and encodes 288 amino acids. The record is from RefSeq and is a predicted model, not a curated record. Gene Ontology annotation, biological process: base-excision repair, AP site formation.